Molecule: messenger RNA, 130 nt
Organism: Cetraspora pellucida
Lineage: Eukaryota; Fungi; Glomeromycota; Glomeromycetes; Diversisporales; Gigasporaceae
Source: the annotation of a GenBank genome assembly
AAACAUCAGAACUAUCCUUUAGUGAAAACAACCCAUAUGUUGAAACAACAAAAGAAAGUACACAAAUAAAUGAAGAACAAGAUGAACACAUGUUAGCAUCAAGCUACUCUUCAGAUGCAGAAGAAGAAAU